Lactuca saligna is the source of this 1572-nucleotide messenger RNA. Lineage: Eukaryota; Viridiplantae; Streptophyta; Magnoliopsida; Asterales; Asteraceae. The record is from the annotation of a GenBank genome assembly.
AUGGGCUUCCUUGUAUACCUGUUUAUUCUCUUUCUUUUAUCCAUUUUUAUUUCCUUCCUUAUAGUUCUACAUAUAUCUCGACAAAAGAAUUCUGUCAUCCCUAUUAAUUGGCCACUUCUUGGUUCAUUACCGGCUACCAUUGUUAAUGCCCACCGACUCCAUGAUUACGCCACCGAUAUUAUGGCAUGUAAUGAUGGUACGUUCGUGUUCAAAAGCCCAUUGACAACCAACACGAAUAAGCUCUGCACCACAAAUCCUUCAGACGUUCAUCACAUAUUGAGCAAGAACUUCUCUAACUAUCCACGAGGCCAUAGAUUUCGUAAGAUCUUUGAUAUCCUUGGAGAUGGAUUCUCUAAUACUGAUGGAGACUUAUGGCAUUUCCAUCGUCGAACAAUCAUGCUUCUCCUGAAGUCCCCUUGUUUUGGUAGUCUCUUAGAAGAUGUAAUAUGGAACAAGGUGGAAAGUGGGUUAUUGCCUGUACUAGAAUAUCUUUCCAUGCAAGAGGUGGAGAUUGAUUUACAGGAUGUAUUUGAGAGGUUCUCUUUUGAUACCAUAUGCAAAUUGCUUUUCGAUCACGACCCUAAAAGCAUGUCUCUCGAUUUUGCUUACAUUCCAUGCGAGAAGGCUUUAUCAGAAAUGGCAGAAGUGAUGUUUUGGAGGUAUAUCAUGCCUCGAAACGUACGGAAGUUGCAACAACUACUUAGAAUAGGGAAUGAGAAGAAGUUGAGUGAUGCAUGGAAAAUCCUUGAUGAAUUUAUAUACACAAUCGUAGCCCAAAAACAAGACGAGUUAAAUAAACUGAAAUGUGAAUUCAAAGAUGAAAAUUUCAAAUUAUCUACAGCUCUCCUGAGAGAGUAUAAAGAUCAAGGUGGAAGUACUGGGAACCCUAACAAGUUUUUGAGGGACGCCUUACUGAAUCUGUUGGUUGCAGGAAGAGAUACCACCAGCAGCGCCCUCUCUUGGUUCUUUUAUCUUCUUGCCAAAAAUCCUAUGGUGGAAGAUAAGAUCCAGGAAGAGCUUCACAGAGAACUAGAGAAGGAGAUGGGUGAGAAAGAUUUUCGUGCAAUCGAGUUUGACAAACUAAUUUAUCUUCAUGGUGCAUUAUCGGAAGCCUUAAGCAUGGGAAGGAUGAAAUCCAUAUGGGGGAGCGAUUGCAUGGAAUUUAAGCCCGAAAGGUGGAUUUCAGUGGAUGGAAGAAUUAUACGUCAACCAUCUUACAUGUUUCCUGCAUUUAAUGCUGGGCCAAGAAGCUGCUUAGGUAAGAACAUGAGUUUCACUCAGCUGAAGAUAGUCGCAGCCACAAUCAUAUACCAUUACCAUGUCGAUCUUGUGGAAGGACACCUCGUGGUUCCAAGUAACUCCAUUAUACUGAAGAUGAAGAACGGUUUGAAAGUUACGUUAACUAAAAGAAGUGAAGUAAAAAAGGAUGAGCAAAAGGAUCGAACCGGUUGGAACUGGGAACCGGCUUCGGCCAAAAUCAAGAACCGAACCGGCCCGACGAUUCUACCGGUUCCCGGAUCCUACUGGUUCUUGUCGUGUCUUCAAAUGUUGGAACCGGUCCUCGAAAAAUAG